AUGUCAGUUGAUUUAACUUUAAUACUAAACAUUAUCAGUUCAUGGUUAUUGAUAAUUACAAAGAGCGAGAUCAUACAAAAUAGUAUACAUAUAUCAUUAAAUUCUUCACGAUCUUUUCAUUCUUGUACAACUUACACUGAUAUUCCUUUGAUAGAUCCAAUUACAGCAACUAUUAAAAGUUUAGCAGAAGAUUUAUCAGCUUGUCGUUAUUCAUCAUUUGAUCUUGUCCGUUGGUAUUUAACUCGUAUUGAUGCUGUUAAUCGACAAGGUUUUCAUCCACUUCAUGCUGUUAUUGAAACAAAUCCUGAUGCUCUAACGAUUGCCAAUGCACUUGAUCAAGAACGACAUAUAUAUGGUUCAAGAUCAUUGCUUCAUGGAAUUCCUAUUUUAAUUAAAGAUAAUAUUGCAACAAAUGAUAAAAUGGAAACAACAGCUGGUAGUUUAGCACUUGUUGGUUCUCUUGUACCUCGUGAUGCAUUUAUUGUUCAACGAUUGAGACAAGCAGGUGCAAUUAUUUUAGGUAAAACAUCAUUGUCAGAAUGGAGUAAUUUUAAAUCGGAUAAUAGCACAAGAGAUGGAUGGUCUGCACGAGGUGGUUUAAGCAAUUCAGCUUAUGUUGCUGAUGGAGAUCCAUCAGGAAGUAGUAGUGGUUCGGCUAUUGCUACAAGUGCUGGUUUAUGUGCAGCUGCUAUAGGAACAGAAACUGCUGGUAGUAUUGUUAUGCCUUCAAGUCUUGCAAAUAUUGUUGGUAUUAAACCAACAGUUGGUUUAACAUCACGUUCAGGUAUUAUUCCAAUCUCACAUGAUCAUGAUUCAGUUGGACCUAUGGGUAAAACUGUUGAAGAUGUUGCUCUUCUACUCGAAAUUAUACAAGGUGUUGAUAGUCGAGAUUAUGCAACACAACAAAUAGGAAUUAUUCGUCAUCAAAAUUAUACACAAUUUUUACUUGGUAUUGAAGGACUUCAACAUCUUCGAUUAGGUGUUAUACGUCAAGAUAUUCAUAUAUCAAAUGAAAGAGAAGAUAAAAUACAAAAAGCUAUUGAAUUAAUGCGAUUUCAUGGUGCAAUUGUUAUUGAUCCAGUUAAUGUAAGUGGUAUUGGUGAUAAAAAUCUACUCAAUGAUUUAGUAUCACUUUUUCGUUAUAAUUUUCGUCAUGAUAUAUCAAAUUAUUUAUCUGAACUUAAAAAUACAAGAAUGAAAUCAUUAAGAGAUCUAAUUGAAUUUAAUAUAGAACAUGCUGAUCAACAAUUUCAUGAUGUAUAUUCUCCAAAUCAAAAUAUAUUUAUUUCGAGUGAUACGCAAAGAAACUUCACAGCUAAUGAUUAUGCAAAUUUAUAUAAUAAAACUCGUCAAUUUGAUGGUCAAUAUGGAAUUGAUGCAACAUUAAUUCAAUACAAAUUAGAUGCACUAAUUGUAGCUGAUACUAAACAUUAUAUCACCUAUAUGGCUUCAUCUGUUGGUUAUCCAUUGAUUGUUGUUCCAUUAGGUUUUAACGAAUCAAAUAAUGAACCUUAUGGUUUAAUGUUUGCUGGAACGGCAUGGUCAGAAUCAAUUCUUUUACGUAUAGCACAUGGAUUUGAACAAGCAUUACCUAUACGAAAUACUAUUCGACCAAAAUAUGCUGAACAAAUUAUAUCUAUUCGUCAAUUUCUCUUACGAAUAAUUGAAUUUAUAAAAAAUCUUGAACUAUUUUAA
Messenger RNA from Rotaria sordida, 1695 nucleotides. The record is from the annotation of a GenBank genome assembly. Lineage: Eukaryota; Metazoa; Rotifera; Eurotatoria; Philodinida; Philodinidae.